AACUGAUGAGCAAAUCCCCUAUCGAGGACGAAAAGCAAAAACAACACAAAAUGUUUUGUGCGUUUGUUCUUUUGAUAUGCUAUUUACUUAUGUAAUAGGAGGAUGGAAAGGCACUGCGAAUGAUGCUAGAAUACUAAUGGAGACAAUCGCAAAUCCAGAUAAUGAUUUUCCAAUGCCACCAAAAGGUAUGAUAUCUACAUUUCAUUCAUUUAUUAAUACAAUAUGAGUGAUAGUGAGAUCUUAUUAGUUUAUUUUCAACAUAUUCAUUUAGGUAAAUAUUAUCUUGUGGACUCUGGAUUUCAAAAUAUCCCUGGAUUUCUAGCACCAUUUCGAGGAGCUACCCGUCUUUUUCAAUAGAUGAGGCGUAGAGGCGGACCAAGAGGGCGUAAAGAAUUAUUCAACUUCCGGCAUUCAAGUCUGCGUAAUGUGAUUGAGCGUUGCUUCGGAGUUUUAAAGGCAAGGUUUCCGAUUCUAAAGUUCAUGCGGUCGUACAGCUUGAGGAAGCAAACACGUAUUGUCAUUGCUUGUUGCGCCUUACAUAAUUUCAUCAAGAUUCAUGCCGAAGAUGAUAAACUAUGUCAUGAAUAUGAAAAUUAUGAAGAUGAAGAAGGUUUGACUUCUGGGGUUGAACUACCACUCACUGAGUUCAACGUCAGCUAUGCAGCAACACGUGAGAUGACCGAGAAGCGUGAUGCCAUUGCUAACCAGUUAUGGAGUGAUAAUCAUGUUUAGUAUUAUUUUGUAUGUAAGGAACAUGAAAGAUGUUAGGCAAAUUGAAUUUUGUGAGACUUUGCUUAAUAUUGAGGACAUAUCUCUUUUUGUUUUUGUUUUUAGUUCUUACAGUAGUAACUAAACGCGUUUUUGUUUCUUGUUGUCAGCUUUCAUGAUUUUUCGGAUUUAUCAACUAAACAUGUUUGUGUUUUCUGUUUUUUUCCUGUUGUGGUUGUACAUCUGUUUACACAACACCACUGCAACCACAACAACAACAAAAUUAUACUAAACGGAGGAUAAGUAAAUUCAUAGUGGAAUGCAAAUAGUACACCACAUGAGAUGGUUGAUCAAGAUUCACUUACAAGAACUUUAUAUGAUCACAAAACAUAUAUGGAUUCAAAUUUUGAAAUUAUUAAUAAUAACAAGUAAAGUUUAUGAUAUGGAAUUCAUUUGCACACUACUAAUCCCAUGUCUCUUGGUCUCUUCAAUUCUUUAGACUUUUACCCAAUACAUAUUCCUUCCUUUGCUCAAAGUUCUAAAACACACUCCCCCUAUAUCACACAUUUUUGUUUAUAUUUUUUUUGCAUUACUUCAGUCACUAUAACUUUUUUAUCAUACACAUCCAUAAAGGUUCAAGUACAAAGUCAUACACAUGGAAAGUAAAAGUUUGGUACUCGACCAAUAGUUGAACUACCCAUGAAAUGCCCUUUUGUGCCACAAGGUGGGCGGUCCUAUUACAACGACAAUGAGCGAAGGAGCAUGAAAAUCCAGUGUAGUGAGGGAGAAUCGCUAACAUCUUCCAUAAUAAAGUCGUCCAAAUCAUGUGUUGUAUCACCCGCCAGCACUCAGUCGAAUCACCAAUAGUGAGUCAACGACUAAAUGGACAAUAAGAAAUCCGUGGGGUUAAACAUUAAUGUAAGGUAACACAAAAAAAAAACUAGCAAUUCCAUUAGAAAUGGAUCAUGAAUACCAUCAUAGAGUUUACCGGAUGCAAGUAUAACCUUGCACAAAACAUCAAAACCCACAAAAUCGGUCCCAAUAUCAUAAUUGCAUUUCAUUGAUCCACCAAAACAUACCAAAAUGCCAUUUAGAGGGAAUACAAGACUUAUCGUUAGCUGAGACGAGUCAGAUUCAGUCCCUUUAGUAUGAUGUAUGCCUUGCCAUGUACAUGAAGGGACCUCGAGAAAGUGAUAAUGAGGAUGGUAACACACUUUGAAGAUGCGAGCCAAACAUCUGUUUGGAUUAAGAAGAUGCCUUCAACCCUAAUUUAGCAAGCAAGGUAGGGUUAAAACAAUCAGUCAUGAAAUCCUAGCCCCCUUCAAACUUGCGUUGACAAACAAUGGACCACAACACCCAAUGAAUGCCUUUCUCUUUGUCUUGAUCCAUCCACCACAAUCGUGAGAGCUAACUGUUACACUUGCGACAAGAAGUGGUGGACAAUCUAAAGAAGACAUAGCAUUGAUAGGAUUAACAUAACCUAUAGCUUUAAUACAACUUCCUUGGUUGCCAGCGAUAUUGCUUUUGAACUUCCAACUCCUUAUCCAUGCUAUCAAAGAUUCCUUGAUAAAUUGGAAUACAUAAACCUUAGACCUAUGAACUUGUGUUGGCAUCCCAAGGUACCUGGCCUCCGUGCCCAUAAUGGAUACACCAAGGAAUGAGCUUAUGGCCUGUAGCUCAUGAUCAAACACGUUGGCACUCACAAAAAACGAAGAUUUUUGUAGAUUUACUCAUUGAACACUCAUUCUACCUUAAUCAUUAAGCACAUAUAAGAGGUUAAUACAUUCAGAAGCUGAAGCACAAAUAAAUAGAUAAGAAUCAU
Messenger RNA from Linum trigynum, 2530 nucleotides. The record is from the annotation of a GenBank genome assembly. Lineage: Eukaryota; Viridiplantae; Streptophyta; Magnoliopsida; Malpighiales; Linaceae.